This is a messenger RNA of Cygnus olor (mute swan), 2683 nucleotides long. Its product is annotated as alpha-1-antitrypsin-like. The transcript has 4 exons. Gene Ontology annotation, molecular function: serine-type endopeptidase inhibitor activity. The coding region runs from base 16 to 1401 and encodes 461 amino acids. Gene Ontology annotation, biological process: negative regulation of endopeptidase activity. The record is from RefSeq and is a predicted model, not a curated record. Lineage: Eukaryota; Metazoa; Chordata; Aves; Anseriformes; Anatidae.
AGAGUCUCAUUUUACAUGGCUGGAGCACACGAGGAUGAAGAAAUUAGUUUCCCUGCCAUAUUUGGUGUGUCUAUCUCUUUUCCAGGAGGGGUUAAAAGGAAAAUGAAGCCCACCUUCUCCUUGUGCUUAUUGCUGGCUGGUUUGUGUGCUGCUGCCCAGUGUCAUCAGCGCCCUCGCUACCGCAGUAAGCAGGAUGAUCCUAAAGGAGCAUAUUACCCAGGUCACAGUUCUCAUGGGGAAGGAGCUUUUCCAGAUAAAAACAGAACUUUUGUCAAACUAGCUCCCAGCAAUGCUGAUUUUGCAUUUUCAUUUUACAAGCUGGUUGCAUCCGAGGCAACUGAUCAAAAUAUUUUCUUUUCACCCAUAAGCAUCUCUGCUUCCUUUGCAAUGCUGGCUCUGGGUGCCAAGUCAGCAACGCUGACGCAGAUUCUGGAAGGGCUUGCCUUUAACCUGAAAAAGACUCAGGAGCAGGAAAUACAUGAAGGUUUUUGCCAGCUUCUCCACAUGCUGAACCGUUCAGAUGGUGAUCUCCAGCUGAGCCUGGGCAAUGCCCUUUUUAUAGAAGAGAUGUUAAAACCACUACAGAAGUUCUUGGAUGAUGUCAAAAGCUUUUAUGAGUCUGAAGUCUUUUCUACUGACUUUAACAACUCCUCUAGUGCUGAGAAUCAGAUCAACAGUUAUAUUGAGGAAAAGACAAAUGGGAAAAUUAUUAAAUUAGUGGAAAAUCUUGAUCCUCUCACUGCAAUGGUUCUUGUUAACUAUGUCUUCUUUAAAGCCCAUUGGGAGAAACCCUUCAGUGCUUUAUAUACACAACAAGAGGAUUUUUUUGUGGAUGAGAAAACAACUGUAAAAGUUGACAUGAUGUAUCGGAAGGGUUACUACAGAAAUUACUUUGAUGAAGAGCUGUCCUGUUGGCUGGUUCAGAUACCUUACAAUGGAAAUGUUGCAGCAUUAUUUGUUUUGCCUGAUGAAGGGAAGAUGAAACAGGUGGAAGAUGCUCUCUUGAAAAGGACCAUGUCCAAAUGGGUAAAGUUCCUCCAAGAUAGAAAAAUACAUCUGCACAUACCAAAAUUUUCUAUUUCUGGUACCUAUGAUGUGAAAAAGAUAGUCAAACAAAUGGGUAUGAUUGAUCUAUUCACUGAACACGCUGAUCUGUCAGGAAUUACUGAGGAGCCUGGACUGAUACUUUCAAAAGUGAUCCACAGAGCUGUGGUAAAUGUUCAUGAGAAUGGCACUGAAGCAGCGGGAGCCACAGUGAAGGAGAUCACCUGGAGAUCUGGCGAUUUUCCCCGUCCACCUCGAAUCAAAUUCAAUAGGCCCUUUCUCCUGACAAUUGUGGAUAAGUAUACCCGCACCGUCCUCUUCAUAGGGAAAAUUGUAAACCCUCUGAAAAAUAACUGAUUGGACAUGCACCACUGCACAUUGCUGGCUAAUUCCUGUGAUGCAGUAAAACAUUUCUGUACACCACUGUGUACUAGUGCUUGUUUUGCAAUUAUCAUUAUGUACAUUUCUAAUCCCUUAAAAGACAAAAACUACUUUUUCCUUGUCCAAAAGACAUUGGUAUUUCUCCCGUCUACCACUGCAUAUAGCUUGUAGUGUUGAUGAAGUACAAGUCACCUUUCCACCUUUUUUUGUAAGAAGCGCUUCCUGACAUGCUGCAGUGGGGUACGUGAGGUGGGCUGAAGUCCCUUGGAUGAUGUAGCUAUUGCUGUACACUCAGAUUGUGUGUGUGGGAGGGCAGGAGAAGGGAAAUGGGGAAAAGGAAAUGGGAGGUGUAAGUCCUGUCAGCUUAAUCCACCAACCUUUGGUAACUGAUUUAAAUGCAGAUUUCCUCAAUAUUGGUGUGAAUUUCCUUUUUUUUUUUUUUUUUUUUUUUUUUUUGAUGGAAUGAGGUUGGAAGAUUACUGACUGGGACAUUGGAAUACACUAGGAUGAGAAGGGUUGAUCACCGUGGUUGUUUUAGCUUGCUUCCCUGUCUCCUUUGUGGAAACCUUCCUCAUGCAGACAAGAAAGUUGGUUUGCUUUACUGGGGUAUUGCCAGUGCCCUGAGAUAAAAUAAAUGGUGGGGCAGUCCAUGUCAUAGCACUAGUUUACUUUUUAUGGAUUUAUUGUUACUGUCAUUUCCCAUUUCUCCUACUGAUGCCACCGUCACUGCCACGCUUUCCAGCUAGACAUGGCAGACUAUGGUAGAGAAGAGGAGGAAUGAAAAAUUAUAACUACAGAAAAAUUCUAUUUUCUCACUGGGAAGAGCAAAGCUUUCCUAGGUUCUGUUAACCUGCAUUAAGCUCAGAAAGCUAUCAUAGACACACAUGCAAAAUGCAGGUAAUAUUUGAUAAGUCACUUUCUAAGUAUUAACAGUGGAUUACUGUUAUAGAAUAAAGACAUACAGUUACUUGAAAUUUGUCAUUUUUCAUUCAAAGUUGCAUCAGCCUAAUUUAUUGUUAUUGUAUUGUGUUGCUUUAUAGUGAUUCUUGGUCAAUAGAAUUUUAACAUACCAGAUAUGCCAGGUAGUUGUGGUAUUAUGAAAUGAAGGAAACACAAAUCAGUAAAUAUUUAAAUUAUUUUAUUCUUUACUUUUUAAAAUUAGCAUCCUUAACACAUCCUAUUAAAAUAUAGAAAGCCAACAGAAGCACUUAAAUUACAGAUUGAUUAGAUCUUUUGCUAUAGAGUAACUCAAACUGGU